UCUGAUCUUUUUUCUUAAUAUUUCCAUCAAUUAUACAAUUAAAUAAAAUAAUUUGUGUUUCAAAUUCAAAAGCAUUUUCUAACGAUGUCUAAGGAAGUCUAAUCUCACUAAUAAAUGCGUGAAACUGGUAUUUUCAUAGCUUCAGAGAAGAUAUAUUCAGGAAAACAGAAGAUUCAUGGGAUAAAUAAUUCGAGAAAAAUUAAUUUUGUAACAUACGGUUUUUAAUCAAUUAGUUUUUCAACACGAAAGUUAGAUGUUUACUAACUUAACUUGAAAGUGUGAAGAUGAAAACUCGUGUAGUCCGAGAUAUAACUGAAAAACAUGAUAUACGUUUAUUAAAGCAAUUAUGUGCUUUUCAGAAUUAUUAUUCAACUGUCCGCGAGAUAACUUAUUUACUAAACUUCGCCAAUCUUGAAACAUUUGAUAAUGAGAUUAAUCCAAAACAUAUUAUUCGGGAUACAAUGAUAAUAUAUAUGCGUACCGCAUGUAAUAUCUUUAAAAAACGUCCUUUGGAAACACUUGUUUUCAUGUAUCUCGACAAAAAUAAAAUCGUACGCAAAUUCAAAUUUUCUAACAAUAUGCCGUUUAAUGAUGAUAUCACAAUUCUAUGUUUUCUAUAUUAUAAAAUAGAUAGUCCUUCUUAUAGAAGCGAAAUAAUGCAGCUAUUGAUAUCACUAAUGAAAAAUAAAUACGGAAUAGAAUUUGGAAUAGAAAUAAAUAGGAAUAUAUUUCGGCAGUCCACACUACGGGAAAAUUCUCUCACAUUGCGUAAUGUAGUCUUGUCUUACCCGAGUAUAAUGUUUGAUAUGAUGGGCUGUGUCACAACUGUUGACAGGUCUCUACAUGAUGAAUUUCCUAAUAUUCCUAAAAUGUUUUUUUUCACCGUAAUUUAUAAACUUUUCCCCGCAAAAUGUAAAGAUAGACCUCUCGCGAUGCAAUUGAUUACGACACUUAUUGAAAACGAUGAAGUUACUGAAUUUAGAAGUAAUUUAGGUUUAGCAGAGAUUUCAUUACAAGAGGCAAUGUCUUCAUUUUUUAUAUUCUAUAUUGAAGAAUUCUUUCCUGAACGUUUGAAAAUAGAACUUUGCGAAAAGUGGAAGAUUGUGAUUAAAGAGGGAGAUAUAUAUAAAUAUGCACCUUGUUUUGCAGCAUAUCGUCAAAAAGCUAAAAUGAUGAUAGCAGAAAAAAGACUGAACGAUCCGGACUUACAUUAUAUACUUCAAAUAACAUAAUUACCAAUGCAAUUUCUAUUAUUACUAUAGGCAUGAUCA
Messenger RNA from Pogonomyrmex barbatus (red harvester ant), 1271 nucleotides. RefSeq lists its product as uncharacterized. The record is from RefSeq and is a predicted model, not a curated record. NCBI's taxonomy places the organism in Eukaryota, Metazoa, Arthropoda, Insecta, Hymenoptera, Formicidae.